AUGGAAGACGACGCGUGUGUUUCAAGUGCUGAGUAUCGGUCGAAUGUCACAGGGAGUUCGAUAGCCAUCCUUCAGUAUGUGGUGCCCGUGGCAGUGAUGCUGUUUGCGUACAUUCGCAUCGGUGUAGAGCUCAAGCGAGGAGCUGCUCGGGUUGGACCUGCACCAGCGGCUGCCAGCGGUCCUGCUACCGGAGCAUCCGCAGCAGAUACCGCCCAACCGGCAGGCAUGGUGGAAUCCCUGCUCCGGGCCAGACGCAACACUUUCAAGAUGCUAUGGAUCGUGUUCGUCAUGUUCCUAGUGUGCUGGACUCCGAACCAGGUGAUCUUUCUCAUGUUCAACCUCGGCUGGACGCUGCAGUACGACGAGUGGUACUACCUGCUGUCUGUGGCGAUGGUAGCCGCAAACUGCUGCGUUAAUCCGGUCAUCUACGCCUUCAAAUAUCGCCAAUUCCGUAAGGGCUGCGGGAGGUGUUUUUCCGCGCACGUAUAA
Acanthaster planci (crown-of-thorns starfish) is the source of this 489-nucleotide messenger RNA. Its product is annotated as allatostatin-A receptor-like. Lineage: Eukaryota; Metazoa; Echinodermata; Asteroidea; Valvatida; Acanthasteridae. The record is from RefSeq and is a predicted model, not a curated record.